Molecule: messenger RNA, 4286 nt
Organism: Cydia splendana
Lineage: Eukaryota; Metazoa; Arthropoda; Insecta; Lepidoptera; Tortricidae
Gene: Klp68D
Product: kinesin-like protein Klp68D
Exons: 11
Coding region: 249-2090 (613 amino acids)
Biological process (GO): microtubule-based movement; spindle elongation; mitotic spindle organization
Cellular component (GO): microtubule associated complex
Molecular function (GO): microtubule binding; microtubule motor activity; ATP binding
Source: RefSeq, a predicted model, not a curated record
AUCAGUUGAUUGAUAAAAGCCGCUGGUGGCGGUAUAGUGCAAUUUUUCCCGAUAAAAAUUUACGAUAUAUUUAUUUUUAUUACGUUUCUAAUUAUUUAUUAACCUGUUCCUUUUUUAUUACGUGUUAAUUUAUUUUACUUUGUACAAAAAUCGUGAUCAGUUUAUGUGUAGUGGCAGAAACGGGUGAUGUGGGGUACACCCUGGAUGGAUCGAUACCGGUGACUGCGUCGCUUUGUUGCGAGGGUGCGAUGGAGAAGUCAGCGUCAGCGCGGCCGAGGACGGCUCUAAACGAGUGUGUGAAGGUGGUGGUGCGGUGCCGGCCGCUGUCCAACCGCGAGAAGAAUGAGGGCCACGAUGAGGUGAAGAAACGACGAGUCAGACCGACUGAUCAAAAAUGGUACGAGCGUCUCUCAACGAAAGGAACUGGAGAUCAGUUCCAAGAGGCUGACUUACCCCUGCAGGUGGUGCAAGUGUGGCCAGAGCGAGGCGCGGUGCAAGUGCUCAACCCCAAGGGCCAGGACAAGCUGUUCACAUACGAUGCUGUCUACGACGCAAACGCUGACACGCAGACCAUCUACGAUGAAAUGGUCCGUCCACUGGUGGCGUCCGUGCUGGACGGCUUCAACGGCUGCGUGUUCGCGUACGGGCAGACCGGCACCGGCAAGACACACACCAUGGAAGGCACCCCCGAGGACGAGGGCAUCAUACCGCGCGCCUUCCGACAUAUAUGGCAACAUAUUGAGACCAGUGCGUCGCGGGAUGUGACGCAUCUUGUGUCCUGCUCAUAUGUGGAGCUGUAUCUAGAAGAUGUCAGGGAUCUGCUGUCUAAGGAUUGCAAGAAACUGACUAUUAGAGGACAGGAGUUGAACGGCUUCUACAUCCCAGAGAUGACCUCCAUCGUGUGCAAGUCGGCCGCAGAGAUGGCGCGCGCCCUGCGGACGGGCAACCGCGUCCGCGCCUCCGGCCGCACCGACAUGAACGAGCACUCUUCGAGAUCCCACGCCGUGUUCCUGGUCACGGUGGAGUCGCAGCACAAGCCCAGCAACCGCAUCCGCGUCGGGAAGCUGAACCUGGUGGAUCUGGCGGGCAGCGAGAGGCAGAGGAAGACCGGCGCUGGCGGCGAGAGGCUUAGAGAAGCAGCUCGCAUCAACCAAGCGCUUUCAUCCCUGGGAAAUGUGAUCUCAGCACUCGCCGAGAACAGCCCUCAUGUGCCCUACCGGGACUCGAAGCUGACGCGCAUCCUGCAGGACUCGCUGGGCGGCAACAGCAAGACCAUCAUGAUCGCGGCGGUGGGGCCGGCCGCCUACAACUACGACGAGACCAUCACCACGCUGCGGUACGCUCAUCGAGCUAAAGCGAUAAAGAACAAGCCGAUCCGCAACGAAGACCCGAAGGACGCGAAACUGCGCGAGUAUCAAGCGGAGAUCGAGCGUCUCAGGGCUCUCAUCUCUCAGCGCCGCGCGGCCGAGAAGCGUCCGCGCCGCCCGCCGCGCGGCACGCCCGACCCCAGACCAGUUCCAGCAGAAGAAGACACAAUAGACACCGCCAGCCUCGAGAGCGAGCACAUUCUCGCCGAAUCCACCAUCGAGCAGGAAAAAUGCAAGACCGAGGAGCUCGAGCAACAGAUCCGGCAACUGGAAGAGCGACUUGUCUCCGGCGGAGGCGACGGGGACUUGCUGGACGAUCUCAGGCAGUCGCGGGCUGUGCUCGAUGCUAGGAACAUGGAGAUAGCGGAGAGGAAGAAGAGAGAGGUGGAGAUGCAGCAGAAGAUUGAUUUGGAGGAGGAGACUACGGCGUCGGUGACUCAGACCUUUGCUUCGUUGCAGCAAGAGGUUGACCAUAAGACACAGCGAUUAAAGAAAUGCGUGACAAAAUACGCCGCCCUCCGCGAGGAGAUGGUCGAGCUCCGCGAGGCGCACGACGGCGAGCGGCGCGAGCACGAAGCCCUGCAGGCCGCGCUGGUGGCGGGGCUGCGGCGGCGCCUGCUGCUGGCCGACAGCUUCGUGCCGCUGGCGGGCCGCGCGCAGGUCGCGAGGCUGGCCUACGACGACGACCAGGACGCCUGGACCAGAGCCGUGCCCGACAGGUGACCUCUUUUAGAACCACUCUCGGUACAUCGGGCCGGUUUAGCGACGGGAGAGCUUUUAUCGGCCGAUAGUUUAGUUAUUACUACAGUAAUUUAAUAUUAUAUUAUUAAGAGUCGAAUUCAUUUCAGGAACGUGAGUAGGGCAACAUCACAACGAUAACCAACUCUCUGUUUCCAGCGUGGAGCCCCUAACGGUCCGGCCCGUCGCGGGUCCGGGACGGAGGCCGACGUGCGCGGCGGCGGGGGGAGGAGGGGGGGGAGUCCCGCCCGCGCGGCGCCGCGCCGAGAACCUGCUGGACCUGGCGCCGCUGCCCCUCCCCCCCACCACCCGCCCCUACGUCCCGCCCCAGCCGCGCCUGCAGAGGUCAAUGGAGAGCUCCAUGAAGAAGUCUCCGGAGCUGGAGGCCCCCGCCCCGGGCCCCGCGGUGAGCGUGCGCAAGAGUGCGCGCCCCGUGCGGCCCGGCACCGCGCAUGCGCACCACCGCCUCGGCACGGCCGGCGUGCGGUAGCCCCGGGGCCGCUCCAGCGUGCGGUAGCCCCAGUGCCGCUCCAGCGUACGGUAGCCCCGGGGCCGCUCCAGCGUGCGGUAGCCCCGGGGCCGCUCCAGCGUGCGGUAGCCCCGGGCCCGCUCCAGCGUGCGGUAGCCCCGGGGCCGCUCCAGCGUGCGGUAGCCCCGGGGCCGCUCCAGCGUGCGGUAGCCCCGGGGCCGCUCCAGCGUGCGGUAGCCCCGAGGCCACUCCAGCGUGCGGUAGCCCCGAGGCCGCUCCAGCGUGCGCUAGCCCCGGGGCCGCUCCAGCGUGCGGUAGCCCCAAGGCCACUCCAGCUCUCUCAAGUGACAUGUCUCAUACACUCAUCAAACAUUACUUGUCCCUCCUGAGACUUGUGUGACAUUAGUUCUUUUAUCACACAAGUUAAUAUAAGGAUUCAAUCAGAAAGUUAGGUUUAGCCCUUAACCGGAGAUACAUUGACUUGAUUGCGGUGUACGUCCCACAUUUACUAGCACAGUAAAUGAUCCUGUCUCUCUGGAUAUGAUGAUGGGAAUCUGCCAUAUGGAGGCAAAUUUUUCCCAAUGGAUGUUUUAGAAUAGUAAACCCUAGUGAACCCAUUCAAACUUAGCCAAUCUGUCAAAACAUCCCUACUAUAUGGUGUACAUAGCAACAGUGAUAAAGACAAGCUGUAUUUUGCUUCACUUUUUAACAGACUGGCUCUGUGGAACGCGGUUGCUAGGAUUUAAUAUUCUAAAAGUCCAGUAUAAAUGUUGUGGUGCGCGGAGGAUGUCCAGCAUCCUGUGUGGCAGCCACGGGCCUCAGGAUAGUGUUAGUCUGAGUAUGCGAUAUUUUUAUACAAUAUUAUUAAUGCCAAACGCCCCGCUUAAUCGCGUGGCUCGUUGAUCUCUGUGCGCGUUACGCCUUUACCAUGAUUUUAUAUUCCAGUGUGGGCAGAUACUAAUUAAUAAAAAUGCCUAGUGUAGAAACUUUCAAGCGCUUUAUUUCCAUUUAGGCGUAGUCAAUCCCGGUUGUUUUUGUUUUAGAAUGAUUUUAUUUUACGGUUGUUAUUUUAUGUGAAUUUUAUUUUACGCUUCACAUUAAGUUGGAGCAGGUGAUAUUAGGUAGUUUGUUACACUUAUUUGUAUGUAUUUAAAUUCAAUUGUAUCGUAAAGUAAAUGAAAUUGUAAGAUAAUUUGAUUGUACCAGACACACCAGCAUCUCACGGAGAUCCUGGUGCGAGUUCAAAUGUUUACCAAAGACGGAAACUGUCCAUUCCACGCACUUGUCCCACAAUUGUUGAUAUUACCAGUGAUCAUGUUCCUUUACUUGUAAAAUUCAUAAAUCGUAAGUGGUUUUGUUAAAUUAUUAUUAAUCUAGACAUGGUUUCUAGUCAAUGAUUCUUGUAUACAGUUAAUGUAAAUAGUUAUUAGAUAUUAAAGUACCUAUAGAUAGUGGCAGCAUAGCCAGUUGCAAAUGUCGCACAAUGCUGGUGCCUCGCGUCGUGUACUGUUCUGUAUCUAAAAUGCUUUAUUUAGAGAAAAUGUAUUAAAUUCUGUCUUAAAAGCCUUCAUUGAAGCUGUUUUUAUAUUGGUGUAUUUAAUUUGUGUUUAAAUUAUGAACGGAAGAAUGGAAUCAUGUGAUAUGUAUUGAAACCGCUAGUCAGCUGUGCCGCGUACACGCUUAUACUCACUAAUAAAACAGAUUAAAUUUUA